Messenger RNA from Dermatophagoides farinae (American house dust mite), 1694 nucleotides. RefSeq names its product RCC1 and BTB domain-containing protein 2. Lineage: Eukaryota; Metazoa; Arthropoda; Arachnida; Sarcoptiformes; Pyroglyphidae. Gene Ontology annotation, molecular function: protein binding. The record is from RefSeq and is a predicted model, not a curated record.
CACCUAUUGUUCCUUGAAAAUUUUGAGUGUUUUUUCCAUCGUCAAUAAUGGCCAAAUUACCGUCAGAAAAAAUCGAUAAUAUAUUAUUUCAAGAUUAUUUUAAAUCUAUCGAUCAAGAAUUUCUUCAAUCCGUUGUUUCAGUUUUCACAAUAACAACAACUGAUGAUACAAACCAUAAAAUAGAAUUUCUAUUGAUGACUAAAAAUGCUACUUAUGCAUAUGGCGAAGAAAUAUGUUCAUGGUUAUCGUUGAAACAUGAUCCAAAACUUGCACAACAGAUAUCAUUUCUGAAUGAAAUGCAAAUUGUUCAGGUGGAUUCUGGCCAAAAAUUUAUUGCCGUAUUAACUAAUGAUGGCCGAGUGUAUCUAGCCAGUAGUAGUUCUACUUGGAAUACAAACAAAACCUUGAGGUUGAUCUCUACUAGUAAUGAUGAAUUCAAAAUGAUUUCUUGUGGAUGGUCUCAUAUUUUAUUGUUACGAAAAGAUGGUGCUCUUUUUGCAAUGGGGGAUAAUGAAUAUGGCCAAAUAACGGGUAAUUCUUCAUCAUAUAUAACUAUGGUUAACACAGGCCUAGAAAAUGUUAUGCUUAUGGCUUGUGGAGGGUACCAUAGUCUUGCAACAACUAAUACGGGAAAAGUUUAUUCUUGGGGCAACAAUGGAUCUGGUGAAUUAGGUUCUGGUGAUGAUACGAAACGAAACACCCCAACCCUUGUUGUAUUUCCUUAUGAUUUGAUCAAUAGUCGAAUUAAAAAUAUUGCUGCCGGCUAUAAUUAUUCCUUAUUCUUAUUUAAAAAUGGACAGCUUUGGUCCAGUUGUGAUGACAGAGGAGACGGUGAUUCUGUGAAUCGAUCAAGACUAACAAUUAUACCUAUUGAAAAAGUACAAAAAGUAGCAUGUUCGAUUGUUUUUGGUUUUUCAUUAGCUUAUGAUGGAUCAUCAUAUUAUGCCUGGGGUAGAACCAAGAAUGGCGAUUGGAUAUCACCUACAAAAUUGGAUGAUCAACCGGCAUCAUUUGCAGCUGCAUCGGAAAUGAUACUAAAAUCACCAAUCACAUUUGGUCUUACACCAAUAACCUAUUUAUUCGGAUCACAAUCAAUAUCUCACAAAUCAAUCAUCCGAUUAUUUGACAAUCCAGAUAAUUAUGAUGUCGAAUUUAUUAUUGGUAAAAAACGUAUACUGGCAUCUAAAUGUUAUUUGAAAAUGGCAUCGCAAUAUUUUAAUCGAAUGUUUUCUGGCGAUUGGAGUGAAAAUAAUCUGGUAACCAUCAAUGCUUAUGAUUAUAAUACAUACUAUACCUAUCUCCGUAUGUUGCACUAUGACUGCAUUAAAAUUGAUAAACAAAACAUUGCCCAACUUAUUGAUAUAGCCAAUUGUUAUUGUGAUCAACGAUUAAUAGGAUAUUGUAAAACAUUCAUACGAUAUGAUCUCAAUGAACAAACAAUAAGCACAUAUCUUCCAUUAAUUAUCAAGUAUGAACUGAAUGAUGUGCACGAUAAACUUAUCCAGAUUACUAUUGAUCAAGUUUUGCCGAAUCUUACUGACAUUUUUCUUAAAGACGACAAAAAUUCUAUUGUUAAAUUUCUUCAAUGGUUUUGCAAUCAACAAUAAUAUUCUUGUGGAUGAAUCCUGAUUACUGUUUUUGCUUUGAUUAUCCAUUUUUUUCUGCCAAAAAUUAAUCACAAAAUGUAAAAUAUU